AUUCCAUCGUGUUUUCAUUUGCAGUUUCUCAGUUUAUUUAUAAAAUCUAGUUGGAAAUUUGGUAACCCGCCGUGCGCCGCUCAAUACCAGUAUGAAUCAGUAUCGCAGCGAAAAGCAACUUGCUUAUCUGUAUCCGAUUAUCGCAACCUUAUCUUUCGUGUGCUGUAUAUCGACAACCGUAGCAUGGCAGCACUGGCGUUACGUUUUGGAUACUUGUGUUGAAACGAACUGCGGAUGCAUUUUACAUGGCAGAUCAACACCUACCCAUUUCACCGGGGGACAUGUCGCGUACUGCCACUGGGCGGCCUAUGGACUAGUGUUACCCAUUAUAUUCUGCUUUAUCUUUGGAAUAUUUCACGUUUUCCGGGUGUGCUUUGGCCGACGUCGACGUUACCCUGAAACUGCCACUGUUAGACAAAGAUCCGGGGACUUAAUUGUAAUGACAACUAAGACUGAUGUCGAAGAAGACGACAUUAAUCCAUACUAUUGGAUACCAGCCAGUGUACUUGGAAGCUUGAUGGCCGUAUUAACGCUCGUACAUGCCGCGAUGUAUUUGGAUGGAUUCUUAAACACCUGCAAGCAGCAACGCAACGAACUAAUCAAGUACAUGCAGGCCAACGGCAGCUUGGUGCCAAUCAUACAGAGUCGCAUUUCGUGUUCGUCGGUGUUUGAUUUUAUGGACUACUUGCAUCUGGACGUUGCAUUCGAUAGACGCCGCGAAGGUAGAAUCAAUACGGCUGCUGCACUGAUAAUUGGUUUAGUCUGUUCAUGGGUUUGCGUUGGAUUAUGGAUCUGGACGGUGGUAAUUAACGCCAGACGAGCGCGUGCCAGCAAAAACAUGCGAAUUUAAUCCUGAAUGAAGGUACAAUCCGUCCAUUUUAUUCCGAUAGUAUUAGGCAUCGUGUUUUAUAAUACCCGGUAGUAUACGCCAUUGAUACCGAUUGUGCCUGCAUUUUACAUCGAUGUAAUGUUUACAAACUUUCCAUGUUUUACAUCGCACAUAUAGUUAGAAUUGACAUCACGAAGCAUCAGAACGACAUCAGUUGAAUCAUUUUACAUAUUUUUAAUUGACAUUCUUAAAUAAACUGUAUU
Anopheles moucheti is the source of this 1092-nucleotide messenger RNA. RefSeq lists its product as uncharacterized. The transcript has 3 exons. Bases 92 to 850 code for a protein of 252 amino acids. NCBI's taxonomy places the organism in Eukaryota, Metazoa, Arthropoda, Insecta, Diptera, Culicidae. The record is from RefSeq and is a predicted model, not a curated record.